UUCAGGAAAAGUUAGGAGUUCAAGCUGAGGCAGGUGAGGUUGCAGGGUCUCCAGAUCAGGCUACUGAGGCUAGGUCUCCUUUAGAAGAUGGAAGAGGGAAGCAUAGCAAUAAGUAAUGCGCUAUGGAUUCCAGCCUGGAUUGUUUCACUAUAGCAGUGCUCUAAACAAUCUUCUAAACAUUAACAUAGAGUAUCGAAAGGAUGAAUAGCGAAUUCUGAAACAAAAAUAUAAAAAUGUUUAUUACUUUUAAACAAAAUGAUGGUAACUAAGCUGUCCAACUACAACCUGAGCAUUGAGGACUGAGUGCCGAUUACUUUCCCCCUCCCACCAGACGGCACUGGCCUAAUUCUCGCCGCCCUACAGGACCCCCCGGCCACAAACGGCAAUGGCGUGACCGGGAUUUGUACCCCGGUUAUAGCGACACAGUUGCACUCUAAGGCAGGUCCCUAUACCAUUGAGAGAAUACAAGUUUCACAACAUCUUGUUGUCUCCUUACAGGCCACAUCGGAUACAUGCUACAGUGAAAGAGGACAUCAAGGAGCACAUUCUAUCUUUCCCAAGAACCACUACUCUCGGAUGAAGGGGGGAUGUACAGAGAAUACCUCAGCCCUGAUCUGAAUUUGUUGCGAAUGUACCGACUCUACAAAUAGAAGAAUAUCACCUGCAAAAUUCUGGGUUUAUAGGGACAUUUUCAAACAGCAGGGUCUCAAUUUCGGCCAACCCGGGAGUGACACCUGUGGCAAAUGUGACGCAUUCUUCACUAAGAUGUCAGCAGCAACAUCUGAAGAGGAGAAGAGGAAGACUGCAGUUGAAAGUGAGUUGAAAAGCCGAAAAGGCCUACACACAGCUUCAAAGUGACACUGAGUGGGCUAAAGCCAAUGCUGACUGCCAUGUCAUUUCUGUGGAUCUACAGGGGGUGAUGUACACCCCUAAUCUGACCCACUCUAAUGUCUACUACCAGCGGCACCUGUCAAAUCUUAGCCUUUGCAUCCAGGAACUUGGAAAAGAAGAUCCUGCGUACAUGUGUGUUUGGCAUGAGGGGAUUGCACACCGGGGGUCCAUUGAGGUGGCAAGCUGCAUAUUGAAGUGGGUGAAGACAAAAUUCACACCACUCACCAAACCAGAGGUGCGCAAGUUGAUCAUCUUCAGUGACAGAUGCUGUGGGCAGAAUAACAACUGGCGGAUGCUCAAUCUGAUGUCGAUGCUCGUCUCUAUGGGUUACUUUACGCAAGUUGAGCAGGAGUUCAUGGUCUCUGGUCAUUCUUUUCUUCCUCGUGAUCGAUCUUUUGCCACCAUCGAGAAGAGGCGCAAGGUGUCAGUCCUUCACACACCUGAUGAUGUUUCAAAGAUGAUACCUGAAGCACAACCAGCAAAACCAUUCAAGGUGAUGAGGAUGCAAUAUGAAGACUUCAGGCACCUCCCAGAUUCUGUCCUCAAGCGACCAGCUGGACUACAGAUCACCUCAGUGAGGUGGUUAAAAGUCACAGUUGAGGAUCCUUGGAAUCUGUACGCCAGACAGAGCCACAGUCUAUUUGAGGGAUGGAAAUCGUGGCUGAUCUCCAAACCAAAACUAGGAGCAACACCUCAACCUCCCUAUUUUUGCAAGCCACUACCCUAGAGCAUAUGAGAGUCCUCUGCCCAUCAAAAAAAAACAAGUACCAAGACCUGAUGACCAUGCUCAACUACUUGCCAGCUGCUGCACACUUUUUUAAAUAAAUCACUGCAGAGUGAAUCAUUUGUUGUUAAACCAAGCUACAUAAUUAACUGUUUUGUCUGUGAGUUUAUGAUCCCCUGAACCUGUAUAGUAUGUUGACUCUGAAUACAUUUCAGAAGACAUGUCACCCCUAUUGUAGGAAAUUAAAUGUAUAGUAGGUGGUUUCUAUGUGAAUCAAUGUGUAUGAUUUGAACCAGAACAAUAUGUUGAAUUAAUUUAAUUUUAAGAUGUUAUUCCUAGUGUAGAAAAUGUUAUGUACAAUGUGUUCUGUUGAGAAUUAUUUUGUGUGUGAUCAUUUGAACCUUUUUAA
Molecule: messenger RNA, 2024 nt
Organism: Salvelinus fontinalis (brook trout)
Lineage: Eukaryota; Metazoa; Chordata; Actinopteri; Salmoniformes; Salmonidae
Exons: 2
Coding region: 920-1618 (232 amino acids)
Source: RefSeq, a predicted model, not a curated record